This is a messenger RNA of Phaeoacremonium minimum UCRPA7, 600 nucleotides long. RefSeq names its product putative nadh-ubiquinone oxidoreductase 213 kda subunit protein. The transcript has 4 exons. NCBI's taxonomy places the organism in Eukaryota, Fungi, Ascomycota, Sordariomycetes, Togniniales, Togniniaceae. The record is from RefSeq and is a predicted model, not a curated record. Bases 1 to 600 code for a protein of 199 amino acids. Gene Ontology annotation, biological process: mitochondrial respiratory chain complex I assembly.
AUGGCGCCUCAAGGGGACGAUCACUACCAUCCAGUCGACGCUGUCUCAGGCGGCGUCAAGGGGGCUUUGGCGACCGGUGGCAUUGGUCUGUUCACCGCCGCCAUUCAAAACUCUCUGGCAAAGCAGAAUGUUGGAGCUUGGGGUGUAUUUACCAGAGGUGGAGGAGUGAUCAUGAGCUUCGCUGCCGCUGGCGGUGUCUACGAAUUCUCAAGACGCGCAGCUGCAAAUCUACGGGAGAAGAAUGAUCACUACAAUGAAACUAUCGGUGGUUUCCUAGGCGGCGCUACAAUGGCUUUGCGAGCUAGGAGUAUGCCCCAAGUCAUAGGGUGGGGAGCCUUCGCAGCCGUCGCACUCACGGUUUUCGACUAUACUGGCGGUCACCUUUGGGGAGCUAAGAAGUGGUCUCAAGAGGAACAAGUCGACGAGUUUGACAGGAAAGAGUGGCUGCGAAGGAACAGGAGGCGGCCAAUUGAGGAGACACUAGCAGAAGUGGGAGAAGGACGAGCUAUCCACCCACCGGGCUACGAGGAACGGAGGCGCGCGAGACUCAAGGAGAAGUACGGCGUUGAAAUCAAUCCCGUCCGAGCCGACGGAAAUUAG